Messenger RNA from Cooperia oncophora, 396 nucleotides. The record is from the annotation of a GenBank genome assembly. NCBI's taxonomy places the organism in Eukaryota, Metazoa, Nematoda, Chromadorea, Rhabditida, Trichostrongylidae.
AUGGGGAACCAAGGGAGUUCCCUGACCGAUAUGAAUCUUUUCUCCAAAGGUGCAGUCUUCACUCGGGAACAACUGGAUGAAUAUCAGGACUGCACCUUCUUCACGAAAAAGGACAUAAUUCGACUGUACAAACGGUUCUAUAAUCUAAGUCCGCAUAAGGUACCGACAAACAUGCAAGGCAGCCGUCCAUCAAUCGUCACCCUCUCAUAUGAGGAAAUCGAAAAAAUGCCCGAAUUACGAGAGAAUCCUUUUCGACGACGUAUUUGCGAAGUUUUCUCAGAGGAUGGCCGUGGCAACCUUACAUUUGACGACUUUCUCGAUAUGUUCUCGGUGUUCUCUGAGGCUGCACCACUUCAGCUAAAACUGAAAUAUGUCUUUCUGGUAUUGUAUGGGUGA